UGCUAUGGAGAUUACCGACUAGAGACAUCGUUUUUUAGACAGGGCCGUUUUUAUCAAAAAUAAAGAUCUAAUGGGGCAACACAUGAACAGUAGCUAAUAAAACCAAACGUCUGAAGUACUAUGCAAACAAGAUCUGCAACCAAAAAACAAUCAUACUCAAAAAAUCAAAGGAAAAUAACUGAUUUCCGAACCAACUCGGUGGCCAAAAAAGUAAACAAAGACAAAAUGGCGGAAGGCGGAAACAAACAAACCGAAACUGAACUCUUCAGCGAAGCUCUGCAAGAGCUACCAAGAAAUGAUGACCUGAAAAGGAUGCUCAUAGAGAUUAUAGACGCUAGAAUAAAUCCUAUAAACGAAAGUCUGGCAAAUAUUGAUGAAAAAAUGACGAAAUUCGAAAAAAUCGAAUCAGACAUUGGCGUCAUGAAAAAACAAUUGAGCGAGAAAACCAAGAAACUGACCGUGGACAUAGAGCAAAAUAAGCGCAAUAUUCAACAAACCGAAGAGAAAUUAUUACGACUAGAUCUCCAGAGAAGGCAAACAAACCUGAUAAUCGACAAUAUAGAGCAGAAAGGAGGCGAAAAUGUAAUAAAAACAGUCGAAACUUGCCUGGGAAAUAUCGGUUGCG
This is a messenger RNA of Owenia fusiformis, 625 nucleotides long. The record is from the annotation of a GenBank genome assembly. Lineage: Eukaryota; Metazoa; Annelida; Polychaeta; Sabellida; Oweniidae.